ACUGCCGCAACGAGCUGUCUGCCCAGCGGAUGGGGGAGGAGACAGGCAAGUGCAAGUACCUCGCCGACGUGCUGGUGACCAGCCUCUGAAGGCAGAGGGACAGAGUCCGCGCGCUCCCGAGCCCCGUCCCCAGCCCGUCUCCAACUUCAUGAACCCACCUGCACCCACGUCUCACGCACUCCGCCGUCAGGCGGCCCUAUCCCCAGCCCGACGGCAGGGUGGGCCCCCGGGAAUCCGGGAAACCGGCGCGGAAAAGCCGGGGCAAACUCCACGGCCGUCGCCGGAACCCAAAGUGCAAGGGCUCCACUGCAGGGGGACGCGUGUUCGCGCAACACCUCCGUCACGUGACCUAACGGCCGCUUCCGGCGCCAGACAAGUAUGUGGCCGGCGUGCGGAGCGCUCCGGGCCUGGGCACUGCCCUUGGCGAGGUCCCCCAGGGUCCGGGCCUGCGGUGGGAUCAGGGGCGUCUCCUAUACUCAGGGCCAGAGCCCCGAGUCCCGCACACGCGAGUACUUUUAUUACGUGGAUCAUCAGGGCCAGCUUUUCCUGGAUGACUCCAAAAUGAAGAAUUUCAUCACCUGUUUCAAAGACCCACAGUUCCUGGUCACCUUCUUCUCCCGUCUGAGACGAAACCGCAGCGGGCGCUACGAGGCCUCUUUCCCCUUCCUCUCGCCCUGCGGCAGGGAGCGCAACUUCCUGCGCUGCGAGGACCAGCCAGUGGUCUUCACUCAUCUGCUGGCGGCGGGCCCCGGGGCCCCGCGCCUCUCCUACUGCGGCGGCGGGGAGGCCCUGGCCGUGCCCUUCGAGCCUGCGCGCCUGCUGCCCCUGGCCGCCAAUGGGCGCCUCUACCACCCCGCGCCAGAGCGCGCGGGCGGCGUGGGUCUGGUGCGCUCCGCCCUGGCCUUCGAGCUCAGUGCUUGCUUUGAGUACGCCCCCGGCGUGUCCGCGCUGCCCUCGCACGUUCGCUGGGAGGGCCGCCGCCUCGCCCUCACCAUGGACCUGGCCCCACUGCUUCUCGCCUCCCCGCAGCCCUAAGCGUCAGACGAACGGCUGCGGGCACCCCCGGACCCACCGCCCAUCCCGCGACCCCGCCGCUGCUCCCGCAUCUCCUGCCCACGUCGUUGCGCACGCGCCACUCGGAGAGCGCGCUGGCCCAGUGCGCGUGCGCAGCUGAGGGCCA
Messenger RNA from Rhinolophus ferrumequinum (greater horseshoe bat), 1180 nucleotides. It is a transcript of the gene C14H8orf82, whose product is annotated as chromosome 14 C8orf82 homolog. The record is from RefSeq and is a predicted model, not a curated record. The transcript has 3 exons. Bases 379 to 1035 code for a protein of 218 amino acids. Lineage: Eukaryota; Metazoa; Chordata; Mammalia; Chiroptera; Rhinolophidae.